CCAGGAAUGCCAUUGGUGUGUUUGAAAGACUUUAAAGCACAUGCCCGAGAGCGGCUGUCGAAGUCAUCUUGGGAUUUUAUUGAAGGAGUGGCUGAUGAAGGCAUCACACGGGACGAGAACAUUGCAGCAUUUAAAAAAAUCCGCCUCCGUCCCCGGUACCUGCGAGAUGUGUCAGAGGUGGACACCAGGACCACAAUCCAAGGGGAAGAGAUCAGUGCCCCCAUUUGCAUCUCGCCCACAGCCUUCCAUGGCAUUUUCUGGCCCGAUGGAGAAGUGAGCACAGCCAGAGCUGCCCAAGCAGCCGGCAUCUGUUACAUCACCAGCACAUUUGCCAGCUGUACCCUUGAAGAUAUUGUCGCUUCUGCUCCCCAAGGCCUCCGAUGGUUCCAACUCUAUGUGCAGUCAGACUGGCAGCUAAACAAACAGCUUAUCCAAAGAGUAGAAUCCCUGGGUUUCAAAGCUUUGGUGAUCACAGUGGAUGCACCCAUCAUUGGCAAAAGGCGAGAGGACAUUAGAAAUCAGUUCGACCUGAUGAAGAGCUUACUGCUAAAGAAUCUUCGGUCACCUACGGAGAGAAAUUCCGUGCCUUGUACCCAGGUGCCUCCCAUCAGUGCAUCUUUCUGCUGGGAUAACCUCUCUUGGAUUCAGAGUAUAACUCAACUCCCCAUCAUCCUCAAAGGGAUUUUGACAAAAGAGGAUGCAGAGUUAGCAGUGGAGCACAAUGUCCAUGGCAUCAUUGUUUCUAACCAUGGUGGGAGGCAGCUUGAUGAGGUCCCUGCUUCAAUUGAUGCUCUGUCAGAAGUGGUGUCUGCUGUAAAAGGGAAAAUUGAAGUGUACCUCGAUGGUGGGGUCCGAACUGGUACCGAUGUGUUGAAAGCUCUGGCCCUCGGAGCUAAGUGCAUUUUUCUUGGGAGACCAAUCCUCUGGGGUCUUGCCUAUAAGGGUGAAGAUGGUGUUGAGGAAGUUUUAAACAUUUUAAAAAAUGAGUUCCACACUUCCAUGUCACUUAUAGGCUGCCGGUCAGUUGCUGAAAUCAAUCGUGACCUGAUCCAGUUCUCCAGGUUGUAA
Molecule: messenger RNA, 1068 nt
Organism: Marmota flaviventris (yellow-bellied marmot)
Lineage: Eukaryota; Metazoa; Chordata; Mammalia; Rodentia; Sciuridae
Gene: Hao2
Product: hydroxyacid oxidase 2
Biological process (GO): fatty acid alpha-oxidation
Cellular component (GO): peroxisomal matrix
Molecular function (GO): FMN binding; (S)-2-hydroxy-acid oxidase activity
Source: RefSeq, a predicted model, not a curated record